Musa acuminata AAA Group (dessert banana) is the source of this 1798-nucleotide messenger RNA. RefSeq names its product ribosomal RNA small subunit methyltransferase, mitochondrial-like. Gene Ontology annotation, biological process: rRNA methylation. Gene Ontology annotation, cellular component: mitochondrion. Gene Ontology annotation, molecular function: rRNA (adenine-N6,N6-)-dimethyltransferase activity. NCBI's taxonomy places the organism in Eukaryota, Viridiplantae, Streptophyta, Magnoliopsida, Zingiberales, Musaceae. The record is from RefSeq and is a predicted model, not a curated record. The transcript has 2 exons. Bases 58 to 1206 code for a protein of 382 amino acids.
CAAUUUUUUUGUCCCACUAUCAUCCGUGAACGCUCGACUCCGUGCACUCCUCCCCUGAUGGCGCGACGAUCUGCUGACCUCUGUCGCCUGCGUCACUUCGACCCCCUCCACAAAGCCUCCUUCCCUUCAUUCCUCCGAUCUCAGUGCCAUCUGCACCUCCGCACCAAAGCCGCUCGCCGCCGCCCCGAUGACGACCCCGACGAUCGGCACAGGCGGAACGACGCCGGAGGCGGUGGCGAACCUUGGGACCGCAGCUUCCGCCUCGACAAGGGCCGCGGCCAGUACCUCCUCACCAACCCCCGCGUCCUCGACACCAUCGCCCGAGUCGCCGGACUCCGCCCCUCCGACACCGUUCUCGAGAUUGGCCCCGGCACCGGCAAUCUCACCGCCCGGCUCCUCCAGUCUGCCCGCAGAGUCGUCGCUGUAGAGAUCGAUCCACGCAUGGUCGAUUCUGUCCUCGCUCGCGCGUCUCGCCUCGGCGUCGACGAUCGACUUACGGUAAUCACUGGCGACGCGCUGAAGACGGAGUUCCCAGAGUUCGACAUCUGCGUCGCUAACAUACCUUACGGGAUCUCGUCACCUCUUAUCGCGAAGCUUCUCUUCAGUACGAGCAGGCCAUCCAGCUUCAGGAGCGCGGUGCUCUUGCUCCAAAAGGAGUUCGCCCGGCGGCUCCUGGCCGUGCCAGGUGACUCGGAGUUCAACCGGCUGGCUGCAAACGUGAGACUGGUGGCCACAGUGGAGCUGCUGAUGGACGUGAGCAAGAAGGACUUCGUGCCUUGCCCAAAGGUGGACUCUACGCUGGUGCGUCUCCGGCCCAGGACUGAUGUUCCUGAGGUUGAUUUGGAUGAAUGGUUGGCUUUCUCCCGCACAUGCUUCAGCAACAAGAACAAGACCCUGGGUGCCAUCUUUAAGCAGAAGAAGAGGAUCGCCGAAUUACUUGGGAGGUCCAAGUCUGAAGGAAGAUCUACCAAAGUUUUCAUGGAAGAGGAGCAGAAUGAUAAUGGAGCCGAGGAGAAUGAUGAUGACAAUCGUGAUGAUGAUGAUCUUUUGGAGCAGAAUGCAUCUGAAGUAAGUUCUUUUAAGGAGAAGGCUGUUGGGAUAUUGAAGUCUGGGGGCUUUGAAGGGAAGAGACCUUCCAAAUUAUCCAACGAAGAAUUAUUGCAUCUGCUACAGCUUUUUAAUCAAAAUGGUGUUCAGUUUCGAUAGCUCAAGUUCAACUUAUUUGGUCCCAUUGUGUUUGAUUGCAAGCAAAAGCAAUUCCCAGAGCAGCUGUCUGCUCUAUUUGUGGAUAGAUCUUGUGAUAUAACCAGCAUUAUAAGCUCCAGACUACCUGAUUACUUGUACUCACAUGGGUUACAAAGAGUCAACAGAAAGGUUUUGUGAGCUCUGACUUAUGCCACUGAUAUGAUUCAAGGAGUUGCUUGUUGCUGGGAAAAUGAAAUGAAUAUUCUCCAAUUUAUUGGAAGUCUUUCUUCCGAGGAUUCAACAAAGCUCAAUGUGAAGUACUCUGUUUCUCUUCUAUCCACAACCCUAGGUGAAGGCAAUCUUUAAACUGCAGAUACCAUCAUGUUACACGUCCAGAACAACUGACAAGCCUACUGCCUUUUCUGUUAUGCUAGAAGCUGAUGCAGAGCUUUUGACAUUUGAUGUCUCUCUAAUAUGUGAUCCUAAGCUUGUUGUUGCUGAAGUACCAAUAUUUAGAUCAUCGCUCAGUUGACUGCAGAUAUGUACGUAUCUAUUUCACUUUCCAUGAUCAAAUUGCAAACGGAUGUUGGAGUAUGACUCAUCAAUUAAGGUA